AUGCUGGAGUCAAAGCAGAAGGAAGGCGCACCCCCAGACUGCUACGGGCCCGAGGCGUCUGCCCUUACGAAGGGUCUGUUGCCCCCGGGCAGCAAAGUGCGCAUCGAGUUCGACGUGGAGCCCACCGACAAGUAUGGCCGACAACUCGUCUAUGUCUACAGGAGUGCAGAUGACCUUUUCAUCAACAGCGAGUUGGUGAAGACGGGUGCUGCAAGGCGCUUGCGAGUUUUGCCAAACGUGCGCUAUGAUGACCUGUUCACGAAGCUGGACUGGCAGCUUCUUCGUGACAAGUUGCCAGGUUGA
Messenger RNA from Symbiodinium natans, 303 nucleotides. The record is from the annotation of a GenBank genome assembly. Lineage: Eukaryota; Dinophyceae; Suessiales; Symbiodiniaceae.